AUGCGACAUCACCAUUCGAGUUAUGUGGUGGACCAGCCCGGGGAGCGAUUAUCGUCGUCAACGACACCGUGGCAGAUAAAGAAUGACACCGCACUCAACGAGUCUAAUUCUCUUGAGGGGGAUGAAGUGCUUAAUACAGCUUUAUAUUCAGACAAGGACCAAUUUCCGAAGCAGCAUACUAUAGAGCCAUCAUCAAACAGACAACUUGUAGCAAAAAAGCUGAACGUGGACUCGGAGGUCGAAUCAAACUACAAUGGACGGUACAGGAUCUGGCCGGGACUGGUGCUACUGUUUGUGCUUGUUGGUGGUGCUGCAACUUUUAUUGUAACGGGAGCUAAAAACAGACACGAAGCCCGCACAGUACAAGUAAUGAUGUACGAGCGAAAUUUAGCAAACCGGCGCUCGAUCAAAGAUGGCAAAAGUGAUGAUAAAAUUAUUAUUUCGGACGAUGGUCAAGUCGGCAAUCCGAAGUCGUACGAUACCACAGUCACGUGUGAAAUGCCUGAUUACCAAAGCAAAAAUGGUCAAAUCGUGGCGGUUGCUUCAAAUGGCACGGAGAUACCAAUCCAAAUCAAGGGGACUAACUGGUUCGGGAUGGAAACAGCACUCGCAGUUCCGUUUGGUCUAUGGGAGAACUCAGAGAAUGGCACUACAGCUUACGAAGUCGCGGCAUUCCUUGCGCGAAAUAAAUUUAAUGCUGUGAGAUUACCGAUUUCUAUUGAAAAUGUUCUUCAUAACAAUCCACCUCAAAAAGGAGUAAUCAAUCUCUCAAGCAAUCGUGCAAUCAACGGAACAAACUUCAUCUCGACUUUACAGACACUCAUCAAGUCCUUAGCUUAUCGCAAUAUUGGUGUGCUUAUAAGUAUGCACAGGCUUACAAAUACAAAGUCAGGAGCAACAUGGUUUGAUGCACAACUCGGAGUUAGUCAGGAUGACUUUUUAAAUGCGGUUGAUAUCGUGUCGUCAAAUCUCUGUGGACCAGAAUAUUGGAAUGUCAUGGGACUUGACCUGAAAAAUGAGCCAGAAACCGCAACGUGGGGUACAGGGGAGGAAGAUGAUUUUGUCUUGGGCUGCGAGAAAAUUGCAAAGGUUAUGCAUGAAAAGUGUCCUCAGUGGCUGGGAUUUGUUGAGGGUGUGGUGGCCACACACACAGUCACAAUCGAAGGAGAGGAUAUGAAAUAUUAUGAUUGGUGGGGUGGAGGUCUGCAGAAGGCAAAGGAUAGUCAGCCCAACUUUACCUUAAAGAACAAAGUAGUUUGGGCACCACACUAUUACACGACUGCAGUCGCCCCUCAGCAAUAUUUUUAUGGAAAAGGAACGACUUCGGACUUUUCGACGUUUGUUGAGCUAUCCGAUGACAUUCUUCUGGCACGCGUUGAAGGCACGAUGAAUGACAUGUUUGGAUAUUUAGCGGACAAAAGUGGUUUCGCCCUUCUUUUAGGAGAAUUUGGUGGUUUAUACACGAAAGAUACUCACCCGGAGAUGACAACGAAGCGCACAACGGAUUUGACAAUUCAAGUGCUCUUAAAAAAUAAGUAUGCAGGUGGUUUUAUGUGGUCGCUGAAUCCAGAAAGUGAAUACAGGUUCAAUCCUGCAGAUACGCAAGGCUCGUUCACUGAAGGCAUGCUGCUUGACGAUUGGUUGUCACCGAAUAAAGAAUUUUUAGACGCGCUCACACCCAUGGAUGCUAUGCCGAAUUUGCGCAAAUUUCCGUGCUUUCUGUCAAAAGAUGAAUAG
Plasmopara halstedii is the source of this 1737-nucleotide messenger RNA. Its product is annotated as cell 5a endo--betaglucanase. Gene Ontology annotation, molecular function: hydrolase activity, hydrolyzing O-glycosyl compounds. NCBI's taxonomy places the organism in Eukaryota, Oomycota, Peronosporomycetes, Peronosporales, Peronosporaceae. Bases 1 to 1737 code for a protein of 578 amino acids. The record is from RefSeq and is a predicted model, not a curated record. The transcript is spliced from 4 exons.